Closterium sp. NIES-67 is the source of this 5257-nucleotide messenger RNA. Lineage: Eukaryota; Viridiplantae; Streptophyta; Zygnematophyceae; Desmidiales; Closteriaceae. The record is from the annotation of a GenBank genome assembly.
AUCCCGCCUGACGACCAGACUACAUACGGACGGAGUCAUCCGCUCCCUUCGGCCGGCAUCUCUCGGAGGCUCCUCCCAUGCGAGUGUUGUCGACCCAGCAGUCGUCUGCGUGCCACUCCGCUUGCCGCAUCCGGUCGUUUCCAGGAUAAUAGCAGCCAAGUCGAUUUCUGUAAGCCUUCGAUUCAGUCGCGCAUGCCCAGCUAGUUCACGUUGGCCUCGCUACAGGAACCUUGAUAUAGGGUCGUCGAUAUAGGACCCUCUGUACAGAAUUCUGUGUAUAAGACUUUCGAUAUAAAGUCUUGAUAUAGAACUCUCGUUAUAGGACCCUCGAUAUUGGAACCUCGAUACGGGACGUCAUUGUCUCGUGUGUCAAUUUCAGGCGUUCAUUCCACGUGCCAACGCCGCCUUAAACUCUCAAUGUGCUAGCGACGUCUUUAAUCGCCUAGGGAGGUAGGCGCGUGACGCGGCCCCGUGCGCGGCGGCAUGGGGUCGAGCGAGGAGGCGAUCGGGCGGCAGAUCGACCUGCGGCGAGCGGCGUCGGCGGGCGUGCUGCAGGCGCAGGACCGCGCGCAGCAGGCGGCGGAGGCGCUGCAGCAGCACCGCGCGGACCAGCAGCAGCAGCAGCAAGCGCCGCGCGCGCUGCCGGGAUGGUCGACGCGGUUCAUCGACUACUUCGUGGUUUGCGGGCUCGGCGCGGAGCUGCGCACGAUGGACGGGCAGCGCGGGUUCCACGGCGUGACGGGCAGGGACGGCGAGCCCGUGCUGUACCAGCCGCAAAUGACGCCGCUCGACUUCUACCCCACCAAGGAACACAAGAAGUUCGGCGUGCCCGAGGGGCUCCCCAUGGUGGUGAUGCCGCGCGGGCUGCGCUUCUACGAGCGAGGGCCCUUCUCCGGGGACAAGAGCACGCAGCCGCGCUCCUACCCCAUGGUCAUCACAGACACGGUGGGCACGAAGGUGUACGUGACGGUGGUGUCGUUCCGGGACCCGGUGGACGAGGACGUGGCGACGGCGUACGGCAUGCCGACCAGCCACUACGUGGACAAGUGCAUGUGCAUCGUGAGCCACUGGCCCUUCUUCGACACCUUCACGCAGGCGCUCGAGGAGAUCCACCGCAUGUGCUUCUGCACCGCCGGCUGCACGCAGCCGCUGUGGGACACGGUGCAGCACCUCGUGACGCAGGUGCCGCUGCCCGACCCCGGGCGAUGCACCGUGGUGUUCUCUGUCGAGAAGUGCCUGCUGUGGUCUGAGGCGCCGCCCGCCUUCAGCCUGCCCUUCGUGCAGCUGUCGUUCCACCCGCUGGUGCGCAGUCUGGACAUGGACAACAUCAUUCUGCUCGUCACCGCCGUGCUGCUCGAGAAGAGGAUCCUCCUCAGAGCCAGCCAGUACGAGCUGCUCACCCUGGUGGCGGAGUCGGUGUCGCAUCUAAUUUAUCCCUUCAAGUGGGCCUACCCCUACACGCCCGUGCUGCCCCUAAACAAGCUGGAGCUCGUGCACAUGCCGGGAAGCUUCCUCUUUGGCAUUGUGCCCACGCGCUGGACGGACCAGGACCUGCCAGGCGGGGUGAUGGUGGUGGACCUGGACGCCAACCGCAUUGCCAUGACCACCAGCGCCUACGACGACGACAGCGACACCAUUCCGCCGCUGCCUGAGCCAGAGAACUCCCAGGUUCGGGAGGCGCUGCUGCAGCUGGUGGCGCCGGACCUGAUGGGGCUGGACCAGGCUCGGACGCGCGACUUCAGCUGCGAGCUGCACAAGUUCCGGCGGCCGUGGGGCAGACUGCACGACCGCGAGAUGCGGUUGAUCUUCCUUCGCUUCUUCGCCUCCAUCCUCUGCAGCUACAGACACUAUGUGGACAAGGUGGUGGAGCCGUCAGGGCACGUGAAGUCGACGUUCAACAAGGCCAGCUUCUUCCGCAAGCGCGCCAAGGUCACUGGCAACACCGACGAGCCGCUGAUCUCGCAGCUGCUGCACACGCAGUGCUGGCAGCAGUUUCUGGACGGCAGCACGAGCCGCACCCCCGACAACUACUCCUUCUUUGACCGCGUGCUGCUGGAGCUGGAGGCGCUCGACAUCGCCACGGGGCCCGCCAUGGCGCAGGUGGAGCUCGCCCACGACGACGGCGCCUCUGAAAUCGUCACCGUGCCGCCGCCCACGCCUAAAGAGCGAGCGGCGGGGCGGUACACGCACCGGUCGUUCCCGUGUUUGGAGCGCAGCGCGGAGGAGAAGCAGCGGCGGUACGAGUUCCUGCAGCAGGUGCGGCAGACCGUGGCCGACGCCAAGCAGCACAAUGAGGCGCGACGCGUCGUCAGUGCGCCGGUGGAUGGCAGUGCGGACGUGGAGGAGACAGUGGUGAUGGAGGAGAGGAGCCGAGGGAGCAAUCGACUGCGAGAGCAGGAGGAGCGCGAUGCCAUGGUGGGCGCCAUCAAGGGCAAGUUCUCCAAGCUGUGGGACCAGCUGCUGGCGCUGCCGGCGGAUGAGGAGCCGCUGUCGUCGCGCGAGUACGGCACCAUCUACGCAAUGAUGGAGGACGAGGAUGGCGUGGGGAGCUCGGGAUUCAUGGAGGUUCUACAGGACAAACUGCAAUCCAAGGCGUGGGACGGCGAGCUCAAGGCGGAUCUAUUUGUGGCCGUCAGAGAGCUGAUCGUGCUCUCCAUAUCGCGCGCUGCCAUGCGCAGCGACAUGCAGUCCGUGCUGGCGGCCUUGGAGCUGGGGAGCCGCGUGCACCAGCGGGACGGCGCGGGGCACAAGGACACGGUGCUGCGCCACAUCGGCGCGCUGCCCAUCUGGAAGGACUUCAGGUUCUGGAAGACGUACCAUGACACGCAGCUGGAAGUCAACCCUGACUUUGAGGGCAAGGUGGCGGAUCUAGUGCAGCAGCUGCUGGGAGGCCUCGCUCAAGUCAUGGCGGAGAUGGGGCUGGUGGAUGGGGACGCGUGGGCCAUGCUGGAGGUGCUGUCCAGCCGCCUCAGCCUCAAGCGCCAGAUUGUGCUGCGGGGGCAGCUGGCGUACCUGCAGCACGCGUGGCAGUACUACCCGCUGUCGCCCACAUCGCCGCUCUUCGCCGCCAGCUUCAACCGCCAGUUCCAGUCGCACGCCCCGCACUCCACAGGGGGGGGCGCGGACGAGGGGGCCGGGGGGGCCACAGGGGGUGGCGGGGCGGGCGGGGAGAGCCAGGUGGCGUCGGCGCUGGGGUCGGCGGCGGGGCGGUGGAUGAGCACGCUGGGGAACCUCAACCUGGGCACGUUCCAGAAGCAGCAGCAGGAGAAGCUGCUACAGGGCGGUGGGGGCUCACAGAAAAUCGGAGUGUUUGACGCUGAGGCGGGCAAGGAGCGGCCCGGGCUGCAGCCGUCCAAGUCGCUGCGCCACUCGCACGCGCAGGGCCGGGGCGCCACGGGGGUGCGUGUGCUGCGCGGCCACAAGCAGCCAAUCACAGCGCUCCACGCGGGCACACGCAGCGAGCUGGGCGACCUGCUGCCGGACGGCGACGAUGGGGCGGGGUACUUUGUCAGUGGCAGCUGUGAUACGAGCGUGAAGCUGUGGGACCCCAGCACCCGAGGGGACGAGCUGCGCGCCACCAUGCACGGUCACACAGGGGCGGUGCGCUGUCUGGGGUCGGACGCCACGAGGGUGCUGUCAGGCGGCGAUGACCGGCGGCUGCUGGUCUUUGACAAGGCCACGGCGCGCAUGCUGGCGGACCUCCGCGGCCACCAGCACAGCAUAGUCGCGCUGCGCAUGCUGCCCGGGCUGAACAAGGGUAGCGUGGUGACGGCGGGGCGGGACGGGCAGGUGAACCUGUGGGACACGCGCACGGACCACAUCGCCAGCACGCUCUUCACGUGCCCCCCGGGGCAGAUGAUUCUGGCGCUGGACUACUUGGACCAUGCAGGCAUCCUGGUGGCCGCUGGCAGCGAGGGCAUCUGCUAUGUGUGGGACGUGCGGGCGGGGAAGGAGCGGUUUCAGCUGGAAGGGCACACCAACUGGAUCCGGGCGGUGCGGGUGGCGGGGGACGUGGUGGUGACGGGGAGUGACGACUGGACGGCUAGGGUGUGGACGCUCAACGACGGCGAGUGCGAGGCCACCGUGGCGUGCCAUGGCGGGCCCGUCACUGCCGUCGACUACGUCACGGCGUCACGCGGCUUCAUUACGGGCUCCGCUGACUGCAGCGUGCGACUGUGGGACAGAGGGGAUGGCGUGCAACCGCGCUGUGUGAAAACCCUGACCAACCACGCAGCGCCCAUAGUGGCGGUGCGCGCGUCCGACCGCUACGUCACCAUCGCCGCCGCCGACGACUCGCUCUCCCUGCUGCACCGCCCCUUCGCUGACCGGUUGCCGCCCAACAGCUCGCCCUCGCUCACCCCGCUGGGCGGGCCGGGCGGCAUGAGCAACGGCGCGCGCGCAUACAUGGGGAGCGUGGGCGUGAUGACGGACUGGCAGUUGUCGAGGCAUCUGAACAGGGCGCCGGACCUGAUUCGGCAUGCGGCGUGUGAUGUGGAUCGGGGGCGCAUCUGCACGGGCGCUCGAUCGGGAGUGCUACGCGUGUGGGAGCCACCCACGCCCCUGGCUUGACCCACUCUCUUUUGUGACACAAAUCGUAAGCCGGGCUGCAACUGCCAUCAACCGGAUUCCGGCACAUGUCAUAGCAGCCACACAGCACCUCCGCACCCCGUGGCCAUGGCGCACCUUGCCACACUCCGCCACGGCAUCAUGCAAGCAUUGCGGUGCAGGGUAGCCCACACGCCCUCCUGUCCUGUCCUGUACCGACAUGCCCGCAUGCCCACCAUGCGGCCCUCACUUCCACUGGGACCCUACACAGCUUGAGUCUUGACUCCUCUCGCACAACUGCAAGCCCACAUGCCGCUGCACCAUUUUUUAGACGGAUCGCAUCCCUGCACUCCAUGCCGUGGUGCACAGAGGGGUGCAAAGCAGUGCAGCAGAUAUCACAGGGAUGCAGCACAUUGUGGUGGCACAAGGCUGAUGAUGGCAGCAGCACAGCGCAGGUCCAGCGUGUGACACUCUUAGAAGGGUUUCUUUUAGUGGCAGAAAGUACUCAGACAACAUCGGCAGUGAGCAUGGAAGAAAUGGCAUGCCUCUUCCAGAUGUACCUUUGCACAUGCUUGCUGUUGAUGCCACUAGAGGUGCUUCUAGUCUGUUUGUGUGGUGAUGGCGAGCAAUGCCAGGCCAACACAUCAUCGGGGCACUGACUCUAGGAGCUCUGAAGUGUACCAUGAGGCACUUGGGUUGUGAAAGCAGUUAC